AUAGCGAAUUUUAAUCCAAGUUGUUGUUCCGCGGAUCAAUACUUAAAUUUCGAUUUGGAGUUUUAUGAAUAGAAUAUUUGUGUUGUGACAGUAGAGAAGGAGCGAUCGGUGAUCGGUAUAUUGGAAAAUAUCGAGUGAAGCUUAUUGAAUAUGGAACCGGAAGAAAACGAAAUGCAUUUAAAACAAGUAACGAUGUUACGCAGCGAGAAAAAUACAGCAAUUGAUUACGAUGAAGAUAGACUACACGAGAUGACAGCGUCGUAUUCGGAAAUAUCAUUCGAUUCACAAUCAUCUCCACCCGUCUCGGAAUUAAGAUCACUAAUUGAUUCCCCGGAUAUCGAUGGAACAAGAUUUUUAGAAGAUAGUUUGGAAAAGAUGAACGUAGUAGGUAGCAGACCCGAUCAAUUGAGUUUAAGAAAUCGGGAAAGUAGUCCGACGGAGGACGAGGAUAUAGAUCCUCCGAGUUACCAUAAAGCAAUGGGAUAUUUACAAUUGGAAGGAACAGUAAUGCAAGACGGGGACAUGGUGCUAUUCGUUGCAGAAGAUUUAGAAAAUAAGAUUAAACUUUCUAGUCCGGUAACAAAAAAAGGAGAAACCCCGUCGUUUCCUGGCUCACGCAGUUCGACUCCUUGCUUAUACAGACAGGCUUUGACUCCUCAGGUGCCACUUUUGGACCAUAACGUAUUGAACGAGUUAGAAAUGGAAGCGAGAAAAGUAGCCACUUCGGUGGACGCUUUGACAGAAAAUUUAGCUGCCAUUUUACAUAGCGCAUCUGCAUUGACCGUCGGAUGCUUAGAAACAUAUAGGGAUGCCGUUUGCAAGACAUGCGACGCGGUGGAUCACAAUAUUAAAUCGAUGUAUCAAUUAAUGGCGAAAUGCGAGGAAUUAUCGAAAUCGAUGGGUCCCGUAUAUAAGCUAGCGGAUCAAAUCAAAGAAGUGAAGAGAAUGUUGGAGUUAUUUGAAAGUGCAAUGAAUCUAUGAAGCGCUUAAAAAAAAAAGAUGAAUCUAAUUUUGACAAUACGUUUACACGUGCAGAACUCGUAUCUGUCGCAUUGCUUCUGAUCGUUAGUCAAGAAUAUUUUCGAAUCAUGCGCAUAACCGCACAACGACUACUCGUGCGCCAUCGUCGUCAAUCAAAUGUACGCGAUACGGUUAAAGGUGAAGAACGCGAAGGGUGUUGUGUCUCGCUUCGGGAAGCGAGUUAACGUAUUUAACGUCGGUAUAUUAAAUCGAAAAUGCGUAAAUCCGAUUUUAAUCGCUAGAAACCACCGGUAUCGAGAAAGAAAAAAAAUGUAUAAUAUAUGUUAAAAUAACUAAUAAAAAAUUUGGAUGGUUUGAAAAAACAGACAUAAGAAAAAAGGAAAAGACAAGACAAGAAAAGAAAAGGAAAGGAAAGGAAAGAUGCAUGGAAUACGGAAACCAAUGAUGCAAGUCGUAAGUGAAGAUGUAACGCGAUUGAAAUACGAAAACGUAAUAGUUUUCUUUUUAAUAAGAAAAUUUAUCAAGGCGUUUGAUUGAUCCGUCUUUAUCUGUACGUAGACGCCUGUAAACUUUUCGUAAGCUGAUCUUACAAUGUACCGAUUGUUCGUAUUCAGCUUGACACAAAGUACAUUGAGAAAAGUCACGUUUCGUGUUUGUUCCAUUCCGAGUUGGCACAGUGUUGAAAAUUAAUUUGUCGGUAUUAUACGGUUUGGUGAGAAUUCAUUGUAAACGAAGGCUGUAAAUAACAUAAUCAAGAAGCGAGAGCAGGAAACUCGUCGCGAGGCGCGCCUCAUUUAACGCGUUCGCUGAGCGUAUUUAUUAAAGACAGGAUGAUUUUAAUCCGGCUAGGGGAAAAAGGGAGCGAUGAUAGCGGACAAACACCUCGUUAAUUUAUUCUCCAACCCCGACAUCUCCAUUGAGGCCACCGAAAGCAUUUGUAUACGCGUAAACGUAUAGAGCCGUGCCCUUCCUACCAUUCUCAUACGCUGUUCUGCACAUUUUCAAUUCUCUUGAAUGGAAAACGAUUUGUUUCCUUUUUAUCGUUCCCUUUUGUCAUCCUACGUAUCAGGAUCAGACUUUAACGACACGCAGGUUCGCCGAGAAGCUUUUCACAAAAUGGUAUAUUUGUCGUAAAAAUAAAUUCGCUUACGUUAUAAAUUUCGUACUGCUUCAAUCGUUUUCGACGAUCAGUUGCUCUUUUCCUUAUA
Megachile rotundata (alfalfa leafcutting bee) is the source of this 2189-nucleotide messenger RNA. RefSeq names its product BLOC-1 related complex subunit 6 (gene BORCS6). Gene Ontology annotation, biological process: lysosome localization. Gene Ontology annotation, cellular component: BORC complex. Lineage: Eukaryota; Metazoa; Arthropoda; Insecta; Hymenoptera; Megachilidae. The record is from RefSeq and is a predicted model, not a curated record.